AUGAAUAAUGCUGUGUAUACAACAGAGCUAGAAGAAAGCCAAGGAGAAGACAAAGAAGAGGGUCAAAGAGAAGAAGCCAGAGCACCACCAAAGAAGAAAACAAAACGAGUGCACUUUGAAGAUGACAAUAAUCCAAGUUCAUCAAGUACUGCUGCUAAUGAAGUAUUGGGCUUUAACAGACAACUCUUAAGUAAAAAAUCAGAAUUGCUCAAGGUAUUCGAAUCCUUACCUGUAAGGGUCAAGAGCUUCAUCAUUGAAUUCAUGAAUAUGGAUCAUCAGAAGAAGAACGCAUUAGCUAUAAAAAGAAGUAAUUACCUCAAAGAUAUAGAACUGGUUAUCAACGUGGGCAAGCCUGUUUGUAAAGACUUCAUCGAGUUCUUGAGGCAGAUAGAGAUAAAGAUAUCGGAUAUGAUUGAAGCAAAGCAAUUGGCAAGCAUGCACAAGAACCUUUACUUCUGCUAUGUAGCUAUCAUCUAUGAAGCUUGCAAAGAACAUCACCCUGAUAUCAAACCAAAGAAUUUCCAGAUAAUCUUCAAUAAGUUGAGCUUGAACAGAGUUUAUGAACACUUGAAGGCUGCUACUCGUUUAUUUAGCUUGGUUUCACUGGACAAGAGAUUUAUCCUCUUCCCUGAAAUGAUCCCUCUUACUUUUAUGACUAGAGUUCGUGCCAAGAAAACAAAAAGAUCCCCUGACUAA
Messenger RNA from Gilbertella persicaria, 696 nucleotides. RefSeq lists its product as uncharacterized. The record is from RefSeq and is a predicted model, not a curated record. Lineage: Eukaryota; Fungi; Mucoromycota; Mucoromycetes; Mucorales; Choanephoraceae. The transcript is spliced from 2 exons. Bases 1 to 696 code for a protein of 231 amino acids.